Messenger RNA from Sabethes cyaneus, 1995 nucleotides. RefSeq names its product adenylosuccinate lyase-like. Gene Ontology annotation, biological process: 'de novo' AMP biosynthetic process. The coding region runs from base 456 to 1901 and encodes 481 amino acids. Gene Ontology annotation, cellular component: cytosol. Lineage: Eukaryota; Metazoa; Arthropoda; Insecta; Diptera; Culicidae. The transcript is spliced from 3 exons. Gene Ontology annotation, molecular function: N6-(1,2-dicarboxyethyl)AMP AMP-lyase (fumarate-forming) activity; (S)-2-(5-amino-1-(5-phospho-D-ribosyl)imidazole-4-carboxamido) succinate lyase (fumarate-forming) activity. The record is from RefSeq and is a predicted model, not a curated record.
UCCAAUUACUGAAUAAAAAAACAUUUUCUGGGGAAUAAAGAAACGUCUUCGGGUUGUCAGUCCAGUGUAUAUUACUAAUAACAGAGUUGAAAUUGCAGAAAAACCCAGAGCGAACCCGAUGUCUAAAAAGUUUAACCUAGAGCAAAACUGAUAAGUUCAACCUGAGUGAAAAAACAAACGUUUUGACAGCCGUUCGAUUGGAACAUUCAACUGGUCUGUUGUUACAAGGUUAUAAACUCAUUGUUUACGUAUUCAUCUGUUAUCGUUGAUUGUUUAAAAACGUUACUUUCACUGCAUGGUUUCGUCAUUCGAUCGAGUCCUUAUCAUCUAAAAGAGCAAACAAUUUAGUUCGAAGCAAACAAAAUAUAGUCUGUUUAAUUAGCCUCGCAGUUGCAGUUGCAGUUACUAGCGAAAUCUUACACGGAUCAUACCGCAAAAGUGAACGAAUAGAAAAAAUGUCCAACGCGGAUUUUUUUGGCUACCGGUCCCCACUGAGCACACGAUAUGCCAGUAAGGAAAUGCAAUAUUUGUUUAGCGAACAGAAUAAAUUUUCUACAUGGAGAAAAUUGUGGAUAAUUUUGGCAAAGGCACAAAAAGAAUUAGGACUCGAUAUCAGCGAUGCUCAGAUCACUGAAAUGGAGACCCACACAGAGGACAUCGAUUUCAAGGCAGCAGCCGAAGAGGAAAAGCUCACUCGGCACGAUGUGAUGGCCCAUGUGCAUGUGUUUGCUAAGCAAUGUCCAGUGGCAGCUCCUAUUAUCCAUCUCGGGGCCACAUCCUGUUACGUUGGCGACAACACCGAUUUGAUAAUUUUGAAAUCUGGUUUGCAGCUUCUGCUGCCGAGACUUGUAGGGGUUAUCAAGAGAUUGUCGGAAUUUGCGGUCGAGUAUCGAGAACUGCCUACGUUAGGCUUUACUCAUCUUCAACCGGCUCAGUUGACAACAGUUGGGAAGCGUUGCACUCUUUGGAUUCAGGAUCUUCUAAUGGAUGAGCACGCUUUGAGGAAUUGCUUAGACAAUCUACGCUUCCGUGGUGUUAAAGGGACAACAGGAACUCAAGCAUCAUUCCUGCAGCUGUUUGCUGGAGAUGGAGAAAAAGUUAAACUAUUGGAUAAGAAAGUUACUAAGCUGGCUGGAUUCGAGCGGUACUAUGCAGUCACUGGACAGACUUAUUCAAGAAAAGUGGAUCUGGAAAUUGUGUCAGCUCUGUCAAACCUUGGAGCUACGAUUCAUAAAAUGUGUUCGGACUUACGCUUGCUGGCAUCUCGGAAAGAAAUUGAAGAACCAUUUGAGCAAACCCAAAUCGGUAGCUCAGCUAUGGCUUACAAACGUAACCCGAUGCGAUCAGAGCGCUGCUGUGCUAUUUCUAGACAUUUAAUUACUUUAUACGCUAAUGCUGCCAAUACACUAGCCGUACAGUGGCUCGAACGUACACUGGAUGACUCUGCAAAUCGUCGUCUAACGCUGUCUGAAGCGUUUCUAUCAGCAGAUGCUUGUCUGCUGACGUUGUUAAAUAUCUCGCAAGGGUUGGUGGUGUAUCCGAAGGUAAUCGAACGCAACAUCGCCCACGAAUUGCCAUUCAUGUCUACUGAGAAUAUAAUUAUGGCCAUGGUGAAGGCAGGUGGAGACAGACAGGUGUGCCACGAAAAGAUUCGCGUUCUGUCUCAUGAAGCCGGAGCACAGGUUAAGCAACACGGCAAGGAUAACGACCUGGUGGAGCGUAUCAAAGCUGAUGCGUAUUUCGCACCUAUUUUGAGUGCUUUGGACACAAUUCUAGAUCCCAAAACGUUUACCGGUCGGGCCGCUGAUCAAGUACUUGAGUUCGUCCGCGAGGAAGUGGACCCGGUGCUGCAGAAAUAUGGCAGCAACAUCGAAACCAAAACGGUAGGGUUGGCGAUCUAGAGGCUAAAAGUUAAGAUUUCGAUGUAAAUGUGGUUUAUCUCAUGAUUUAUAUUUGAUAUGCUGAAUGAUAUAAAGAGAAGCUUUGAACUAUUCA